Rotaria sordida is the source of this 1029-nucleotide messenger RNA. The record is from the annotation of a GenBank genome assembly. Lineage: Eukaryota; Metazoa; Rotifera; Eurotatoria; Philodinida; Philodinidae.
AUGUCUGAAUCUUAUAUUCUUCAUGAUGUUAUGCGUAAAGUUAAAGCGGAUGGUUUAUUUGAUUCAAUUCGACGUGAUUUAAUAUCUGAUAUUGAACAAAAGUCAUCAUAUUUAGAUUUAAAAUCUCAAAUUGAAUCUUUAAUGUCAUCUUAUCUAUCUGAACAUAAAUGGAGUUCAUCAUUAAAAAAAUCUGAUAUACGUGAAAGAGCACGUCGUCAUAUAGAAACAUCCAAUUUAAUCAAAGAUACAUUACCAUCACUUGUUAAUCAAUAUAUGCAAACAUGUCAACAACAAUUAGUUCAACCACGUUUAUCAUCAUUUGUUUCUGAUCAUAUUCAACAUGUUUAUAAUUCUAUAGGUGGAACUCAUAUUUAUCGUCCAACAACAUCAUAUACACAAUCAAAUACAACUUUACAAGAAUCUUUAAAUCAAGAAAAAAUAUCUCAAUCAAUUAAACAAGAACAAAUUUCUUCAAAAAUCAAUCAAACUCCACAAACAUCAAAUAUAAUUCAAAAGAAAAUACAAUCAUCAACAUCAAUAUCAAAUAAAACUAAAUCAUUAUUAAAUCAAACAAAUUCUAUUAAAGAAGAAAAAAAAUCACAUAUUUUAUCACCAUUAAAUUCACCAAAUGAACUUGUUGAUAUAUCACCAUCACCACCAUCUAUUGAUAAUGAACGUACAACUAUAUCUUUAAGUCCAUCACCACCUCCACCAAUUGUUCGUAUUGCAUCACCAUUAACAUAUUCAACAAAUUCAGAUAUUUCACGAAAAAUAAAACAUUUACAAGAACAUAAUGAUGAAAGUUUAAAUAUAAAUAUAAAAAAGAAAAAAAUAAAAACUGAUGAUAUACAACAUAAAAAUAUUUCUGAUGAAAAAUUGGAUGAUGUUAUAUCAAUAUCAACAUCAAAUGAAAUAGAUACUCGUAAAUUACGACCUCGUCGACCAAAUCCAAAAUAUUCAAAAGAACAAUUUGAAAUAGAUGAUAUUGACAUCACAGAAUCAUUAUCACCACCAUCUGUAAGUGUAUGA